AUGCCGCGCAGCUAUUCCACAAGGCAGGCAGCCCGGGGGCUGCAACAGCAGCAGCAACCGGGGAUCCAGAACUUCGCAAGAGCAACCAAGCCGGGCGUUGUAGCUCCUUCCUCCCUAUCGGAUAUUAAGAAGCCCUCUACGACAACCACAACGAUCAAUGUCCCGGUCACGCCUUCCAAGAAACGCAAACUGGUCGAGCUCGAGAACGUCGACUGUCGGGGUCCCCAGGGACCGGAAAGCACGGAUGCAGUCACGCCUUCCAAGACUCUUCGAUUGGGCGAAUUGACCCUGAAUACGCCUAGAAGUGGUCAUUAUGCACGGUCACCGGUGUCAGUGAGGAGGAGCGGCUCGGCUGCUACUGCCGUUACUGAGCAGCCGCCGGGUACCCCCUCGAAGCGCGCAGGUACUAGGAAGACAACAAAAAAGCCGGCUCCUGUGAAUCGUCGUGCAGCAUCUGUGGAGGACUUUGUAAAUCUGCAUGCGGCGUUUCUGAAAGCUGUUGCGCUGCAUGCUAUGCACAAUGGUGUUUCUGCCCCUGCCGACCUGAGAGAACUGCUCCCUACCAUUGAACGACUCUGGAAGAAGCGGAAGGUGGUAGUCAAGGAUCUUCAACGACUUGUCUGGGUUUUGGAUCAGGAGCCAUCAUCGACAGCGUUUCCCGGAUAUCGGAUCGCGAAUUAUGGACUGGGAAGGGUGUGCUUGGAGCGAAUUGCACGGGAGGGUGAGGAGCGGGCGAGCGAGAAUGAAUUGCAAGAGCGAUUCGAGCAGAGUGUGGACCUUCUCUGGGAGAAAGCAUUGGAUGCGGUGGACGGAGACGAGUCGAGGGUGGAUUUCGUCAACACGCUGGGAGUCGCGAUGAUCCAUGAGUCGUUGACGCCGUUUACCACGUUCCGGAAGGGACAGCAGCGGUUGCAGGACUUGAAGGGUGGAGUUAUUCGGUUGAAGACGGAGAAGUUGCGUGCGGAUGGGAAGGAUGAUGCGCCAGAGAAACCGAUCGAUGCGGCAAGUACGCGCCGGAAGGGGCUACUGGAGCGCAUUAAGGAUAAGCAGCUGCGGCAGGCGAAGCUGCCACCCCCGCCGUCGAAGCAGGAGUUGUUGAGGAGGGCAGCUGCGGAGCGCGUGGAGGAGGUUGCGGGAGUUUUGGCACUGCUGAGACCUGCUGGGUAUGUUGGGACCGGGGCGAAGGCUGUGAUGGCUGCGCAGCGGACUCCAUUUCGGAUGGAGAUGAUUGCGCAGAAUGUCCAGGACUCGGCACGGAGUCCGAUUUCCCAGCAGGAGGUGGAAAUUUGUUUGGAGAUUCUAGCCCGGGAGGAUGUUGCUGGGGAGUGGGUGAAUCUCGUCACGGUGAAUCAGAUGAAGUCUGUGGUUCUCAAAUCAUGUGCGGAUGUCCAGCCCAAGGAGAUUGGAGCCAAGGUGGCCCAGUUGAAGCUUGGGUGGGAAGGGACUGAGGCGCAGAAGACAAUUAUCUCUGCCGCUUAA
Molecule: messenger RNA, 1479 nt
Organism: Aspergillus niger
Lineage: Eukaryota; Fungi; Ascomycota; Eurotiomycetes; Eurotiales; Aspergillaceae
Exons: 1
Coding region: 1-1479 (492 amino acids)
Source: RefSeq, a predicted model, not a curated record